Molecule: messenger RNA, 2313 nt
Organism: Quercus robur (English oak)
Lineage: Eukaryota; Viridiplantae; Streptophyta; Magnoliopsida; Fagales; Fagaceae
Product: embryogenesis-associated protein EMB8-like
Exons: 8
Coding region: 783-2078 (431 amino acids)
Molecular function (GO): short-chain carboxylesterase activity; monoacylglycerol lipase activity
Source: RefSeq, a predicted model, not a curated record
CUUGUUUUAUAUAUAUAUAUAUAUAUAUAUAUUCAAGACCCAGACCCAAUUUUAUCAGACUGUGGAUCUGUUUAACUUUGCAAUCGCUCUCUUUCUAGCACCAAACACUGCCAACUCUAAAAUCUGAAUGCUGUUGCAGCAAAGGGGAAUUUGCCACUUAUAGCCGUCGAUCUAUCGAUCACUCUCAUACAGUAAGUUCUGAAAAAUUUACAUAUUUUCUCACAAAAUUAUCUUGCCAGAACCCAUCACAACAUAAAUUUAUACAAAUCAGAACACAAAAAAAAAAGAAAAAAAAAAAAACAUAAUUUUGAUAAUAAAAAAAAUAAUUUGGUGACAAUUUGGGUGUUACCAGAAUUUCUGAAAAAUUCACAUAUUCUCUCCCAAACUUAUCUUAUUAGAGCUAUCGCCACACAAAAAAUUACACAAUUUCAAUAAAAAGGUUGGUAACAAUUUUGGUGUCACUAAAUUUUCUGAAAAAUUUAUAUAUUCUCUCACAAACUUAUCUUAUUAUCUUGUUUGGUGAGCAAGUUCUAUCACACAUUUUCACAUUUUAAACAACCUUACACACAUUUCAAAACAUUUUUUCACUAACACAUUUAUUAAAAACACUCAAACUUCUCAAUCAAACAGGCCCAAAAAUAUACAAUUUCGUUGAAAAUUUUGGUAACAAUUUCCGUGUUACCGGAAUUUUCCUAAAAAAAAAAAAAAUCAUAUUUCAUUAAAUUUUCCCAAAAUAAAUAAAAUAAAAAAACUCCCAUAAAAAAAAAAAAAGCGCGGUAAAAAUGGCGAGGGCCCCACCAGUGACUCCGUUAUACAAUCACCGACCAAUCACAUUUCCUCAAAACCAAUUACUCUCCCGAAUCAACGCCAAAACCAAAACCAAAAUCCCAUACAAAAUCUCAGCCGUCCACGUCACCGAAAUGCCAAGUCAGCAGCACCACCACGAGGCUCAGGCUCAUCGGACGCUGGAAAUUAUAGGCGGAGCAAUGGAGUCAGUCCUGCCGGCUCUCAACUCGACCCUGACCCGAAUUCCGUACAACCCGUUUCCUUUAAUCGGGUGGAACUGCCACGUGGAGACCGUCUACGCCGCCUACUUUCGGUCCCUCCCUGACGUCAAGCUCCGCCGUGAGUGCAUCCGCACCAAAGAUAACGGCACCGUCGCACUCGAUUGGGUCUCCGGCGACGACCGUCACUUGCCGCCCGACUCUCCUCUCCUCAUUUUACUGCCAGGUUUAGCAGGAGGGAGUGAGAACACGUAUGUGAGGCACAUGUUGGUUAGAGCAAGAACUAAAGGUUGGCGUGUGGUGGUGUUCAAUAACCGAGGUUGUAGCAAUAGCCCUGUCACCACUCCUCAGUUAUUUUCAGCUUCAUUUACAGGAGACAUGCGUGAAGUAGUGGCACAUGUUGCGACUUCAUACCCAAAAGCUAAUUUAUAUGCUGUUGGUUGGUCUAUGGGAGCCAACAUUCUUGUUCGUUAUUUGGGCGAGGAAUCUCAUACUUGCCCUCUUUCUGGUGCUGUGUCCUUGUGUAAUCCUUUCAAUCUGGUCAAUUCAGGUGAGGACUUCCGUUAUGGCUUCUAUGACAAAGCUCUCGCAAGUUCUCUCCGCAAAAUUUUCAAGAAGCAUGCUCUUCUCUUUGAAGACAUGGGCGGUGAAUUCAAUAUCCAACUAGCAGCCAAUGCAAAGUAUGUUAGGUACUUUGAUGAUGCACUAACCCGUGUUUCAUUUGGUUUCAAGUCAGUGGAUGACUACUAUUCCAAUUCUAAUAGUUCAGACUCAGUAAAACAUGUUGGAAUACCUUUGCUUUGCAUUCAGGCAGCAAAUGAUCCAGUUGCUCCUGCUAGGGGAAUCCCUCGUGAAGAUAUCAAGGAAAAUCCAAACUGUUUGUUGAUAGUGACACCCAAAGGUGGCCAUUUAGGGUGGGUUGCUGGUGAUGAAGCUCCAUGUGGAGCUCCUUGGACUGAUCCUGUUGUGAUGGAUUACCUUCAGCAUCUAGAGAGAGUAGCAGGCCUUGCAUCACAUAGUAAUUCAGUAGAUGCACAGCAAUCUACAGAGGGCUUGCACAGUGUAGAAGUAUAGCUAGCAGAUGCUUAGCAUUCUUACACACACAUAAAUAUAAUCUAUUCAUAUAUAGUCUUGCUAUCAAAAUUGUGUACAACAAAAUUUACUGAAUAAGUUAAAUGUCAUCAAACUUUAGUGUUAUGUAUUGUCACUGGAACCCGGCAGGCACACCUUCAUUGAACCAUAUUUUUGAAAUGUUGAUGAAAAGAAUGAAUUUACAGAAAUGAAUGAACUAAAGAUGUAGUAUAGUCUA